Eutrema salsugineum is the source of this 804-nucleotide messenger RNA. Its product is annotated as protein LOW PSII ACCUMULATION 2, chloroplastic. The record is from RefSeq and is a predicted model, not a curated record. NCBI's taxonomy places the organism in Eukaryota, Viridiplantae, Streptophyta, Magnoliopsida, Brassicales, Brassicaceae. Gene Ontology annotation, cellular component: chloroplast.
UCCUUAACGAGAUCAUUAUUCUACCGCAAAACAAAAUCAACUGAAAAAAAAUGGCGCUACAAAUCCACUCUUCGUAUUCCUUCUCCACGAGACCCUAUCAUCUCCAUCAUCUCUUGACGAGCAGAAACCCUAGAUUCGAAAUCAAAUGUCAGAAUCCCCAAAUCGAAACCGAGACAACAGAGGAUCCAGCUCAACCAAGGAAACCGGGAUCCUCCGGCGUAGGAUUCGGGUCACCGGCUUCUUCAUCUUCUUCAUCUUCAUCUUCUAGGAAAGGGAAAGGGAAGAGAGAGGUAAUUAGGCGUUCUCCUGUGGAGAAACCGGUUUUCAUUAGCGAAGAAGGAGCGGCCAAGGCAGAGGAGCUUAGACGGAACGAAAAUGCGUUUCUUCUCACAUGGCUUGGGCUUGGUGCCCUCAUCCUCAUCGAAGGGAUUAUUCUAGCCUCUUCAGGUUUCCUCCCAGAAGAGUUGGAUAAGUUGUUUGUCAAGUAUGUGUAUCCAGUGUUUACUCCAACGGUUGGAUUGUUUGUAGCUGGGACAACUGCUUAUGGGGUUUUAAAGUACAUUCAAAACGAGAAACUCAAGGAUCAAAAGUGAUACAACCAUUUAUAUUUGAGCUUGCCCGUGAUUGAGAUAGAUUGGUGUUAAAUGCAUGGAUACUCUUUAAGAUUGUUUUCACUUUGGUGUUAUGCAAAAUCCAAGAAGAAUAGUUUGUGUGUUGAUAAGAAUCUUUAGUCAUUGUAUAUGCAGAGAUGUUUGUGUAAAAUAAAAAUCAGUGUGAAGUUAUUCAAGUGCCAUUAACAUUUUA